UGUCAUCCUAAGGUGAGCAGGACGAGAGGGGAGCCUAGCACGAGCACGAAUCUAAAGGAGGCCCUCUGCGAGAAGAUUCCCGUGCACCACGAUCUCCUGAGGAACUUCCGGUUUCACUUUGGCCCGAGCGUCGUCAGUCAGAUCACGGUCGAGCAUCUGUAUGCGGGACUAGCCGAUGUGAAAACCAUCGUCAAGGAGACCUCGGAGCUCGAUCCCAAACACGGCAUCACGUACCGCGGCCUGACUAUACCGGAAGUGAUCGGUCUGCUGCCCCGCGAAGGGAGCUCGUCGAGCGCGGAGGCUGUGUUCUGGUUGCUCUUAACCGGCGACGUCCCGACGCAGCAGCAAACCGCCUCGUUGAUCGCCGACUGGACGUCGCGGCGUAAAAAAUGUACGGAAUGGUGGUCGGGUCCGCGGGCCGAAACGAUAGUCUCCGUUUUGCGUUCGAUGCCGGAAACGACACCCCUGCACAGGCUGUCGAUCGCGCUCACAAUUUUCGACAUCAGCAAGCAGGCGAAGGAGGCCAAAAAGCACGGCGCUAUGCCCUACGCUUAUUGGGAGUACACCUAUGAAGAUGGUAUGGAAUUUCUUGCUACUUUACCAGCGAUCAUUGGCUUGAUUGCCAAGGGCCAAACUUUGACAAAUGUGAGCGGUGACGGCGAUUGGGUGCAAUUUUUGUUAGAUUGCCUGAGCAGCGAGAGUUUCGACGGCAGAAGAUCAUCGAUCGCGGAUUUUCUCAGGCUAUACAUCACUUUAAACGCUGACGAUGAUGGCGGGGCUCCGAUCUCUCAUGUUACGCAAAUUUUGGGCUCAACUGAUCUCCAUAUAAAUGAGAUAUUAGCGAGCACGGUUUUGGCUCACGCCGACGAACCCAAAAGUGGAACGAUGCUGGAAUGGAAAGAGCUGCACAUGAAAAUCAAGAGCCGGCUCGGCCGCGUGUGGACGGAGCACGCUUUGAAAACUUGCGUACUGAAUUCUUGGAGCAGGGACAAAUUGACGGGGCACAAGGAGGCCGACUUCUGCGACCCGCGAUACACCGCGCUCCUGCACCACGCCAGGCAACAUUUGCCCAACAAUUCGGAAGUAAAGCUCUCGCAAGACAUCACGCGGAUAUUAAGGUCGGCGAUGAGAAGACCGAAAAGGAAAGACAUUUAUCCGGAGCAGAAUGCCCUGGCUCCCAUUAUUUUUCAGUAUUACGGCUUGGAAGACAUGCAGUUUAAUCAGACGAUACUUUACAUGGCGCGUGCUUUGGGAGCGAUCGCCUCGAUAAUCUGGACGACGGUCGUAAACGCGCCUGUCGAGCAUCCGAUAUCGAAUUGCACCUACAGUUACAUAGAAUCGAUUCGCGACGACAACAUAAAAAAACGGAAACGCAGGAUACGAAACACCGAACACAUAAAAAAUACAUGGGAAAAAUAGCGUGAACGGUAUCUAAGGCUGCUUCCUCCGGUGGUUCCUCCU
Molecule: messenger RNA, 1461 nt
Organism: Monomorium pharaonis (pharaoh ant)
Lineage: Eukaryota; Metazoa; Arthropoda; Insecta; Hymenoptera; Formicidae
Product: probable citrate synthase 2, mitochondrial
Exons: 8
Biological process (GO): tricarboxylic acid cycle; carbohydrate metabolic process
Cellular component (GO): mitochondrial matrix
Source: RefSeq, a predicted model, not a curated record